AUGUCGGACUCACUCCCGCCGGAAAUCAUCGCCGACAUUCUCGACCGGCUCACCGACGCCGCCGAUCUGGUCCGGUGCAGGCGCGUCUCGAAGCAAUGGCUCUCCGUACUCGACAGCCCCGACUUCAUCCAACGCCACCUGCAGCGCUCCACAGCCGCACUCUCCAACGCCGGGCUCUUCCUCCGAAACGACGACGGCGCUCUCUUCUACGCCCCCGAUUCCGCCUCCGAUUCCCCCCGCCCCGACCCGAAACUCCCGACCCACCCCGACGGCGCCCUCUUGCUGGGCUCCUGCCGCGGCUUGGUCUGCUUCUGCGUCAACAAUCAGCGAGACCUCGUCAUCCUAAACCCUAGAACAGGGGAGCGGCGCCAGAUCUGCAAUUACUCCCCUCCCGAUUUCCCCCAACACCCUUCCCCCGCCGUGAAUCCGCACAUAUCCAAGCUCGACGCAAGGAUGUUUGUUGAGUACUCGACGGAUAGCCGUCGAGGGAAAGAUGUAGAUCUAGAGGUAGACGGUGGCGGGCUCGCGACCCUUGUACUGGGCGGGUACGGGUUCGGGUACGACGAAUCGUCGGACGAUUACAAAGUGGUCAGGAUUCGAGGGCUCGUCGGCGGCGGCGGCGGCGUCGAAUCCCACCACUUCCGGGCCGAGAUCUACAGCGUGCGAGCGGAAUCGUGCAAGAUUAUCGAACCGACGGACCUCCCGUACCCUAAUCAUAGGAAUGGAGUGUUCGUCUGCGGCGCCCUGAAUUGGGUUGCCCACAACGAUGUGCUGCUCGCUCUCGAUCUCGGCUCCGACGGCGGCGGGUUCAGCUUGCUGCCGCAGCCCAAGUACAUCAGAGGCAGGCCUGAGGUGAAGAGCCUCGGCGAGCUGGACUCUUGCUUGUGCCUGUGCGGCGGAUACUACGUGGGGGACGGUCAGGGGAGAUUGGAUCUGUGGGUGAUGAAGGAGUACGGGGAGGUGGAAUCGUGGUGCAAGGUUUGGUCGAUUCGGGAUCCGAUCGUCGUCCGCUGCGGCCCUGCGUUCUUGUUGGGGUGUUCGGCCGUUGAUGGUGGAGGCGGCCGGAGGUUGUUGUUCAUGGUGGAUGGUCGGGUUUGGUUCUGGUACUAUCCGUCCGGUGACAGGGUUGAAGCGGUCGACAUGGGUGGUAUUGUUGGGGAAGGUGGGUUUGAUGCUGCGUAUUGUUUAGAGAGUCUUGUUAGAUUGUUCGACAGAGGUUACGAUCAAAAAGUAGUGCUGGAGUCACUGUAA
Molecule: messenger RNA, 1251 nt
Organism: Linum tenue
Lineage: Eukaryota; Viridiplantae; Streptophyta; Magnoliopsida; Malpighiales; Linaceae
Source: the annotation of a GenBank genome assembly